AUGGGACAGGAUAGGAGACCGGUGAUUCGUACCUUCGAAAGAGGGUACAGGAUAAGCUUCCCCGAGCGCUGGGAGUGGAACGGCUCUAAGGGACCGGUUCCUCGGGACGGGGACGUCUGGUUCACGGAUGGCUCCAAAACGAAUGCGGGCUCUGGAGCUGGUCUUUACUGUCAGCGCGACCGGGCAAGAAUCGUCGUUCCGCUUGGCGAGCAUGCUACGGGUUUCCAGGCGGAGGUGUUAGCCAUCAUGAGAUGUGCCCAGAACCUAUUAGAGUCUGAUAGGGUGGGAAGGCGCAUCCGGAUUUGCUCGGACAGUCAGGCGGCACUUAAGGCGCUUGAGGGUCCAAGAAUUAACUCGCGACUGGUCUGGGACUGCAAGUGCGUACUGGAUGAGUUGGCGGAGAAGAAUGAUGUCGGCCUAGUAUGGGUCCCUGGGCACGCAGGGAUCAAGGGCAACGAAAUGGCGGACCUGCUUGCUAAGGAGGCGGCCGAAACAAGGCUGUUGGGACCUGAACCGGCUGUUGGGAUCUCUUUCUGCCUAGGCAGGGGGAGAAUCAGGGGCUGGCUCCGGGACCAGCAUCUUGAACACUGGAAGGAAGAAACAAAGAGCAAAUGCAGACAGGCUAGGGCCAUGCUAGGGGAAUGCCCUAGCGAGGACCUGGCCAAGAGCAUAAGAUCUCUAGGUAGGAGAGACGCCAGGCUCGCGACACAACUGCUCACGGGCCAUGGGGAUCUCAAUUAUCACCUGCACAAAUUGGGCCGUAGUGAUACGCCCAGCUGUAGGUUGUGCGGUGAAGAGGAGGAAACUAGCCUCCACAUUCUUGGGAAUUGCCCAGCACUGGUCGGACCAAGAACACGCCUGCUGGGCUCAGGUUUUCUAGAACCGAACCAGGUGAGGCAGCUGCCUGUGGGGGAUUUGCUCCGCUUUUGGAAGGAAGCGGGGCCCCGCUAG
Monomorium pharaonis (pharaoh ant) is the source of this 951-nucleotide messenger RNA. RefSeq lists its product as uncharacterized. The coding region runs from base 1 to 951 and encodes 316 amino acids. Lineage: Eukaryota; Metazoa; Arthropoda; Insecta; Hymenoptera; Formicidae. The record is from RefSeq and is a predicted model, not a curated record. Gene Ontology annotation, molecular function: nucleic acid binding; RNA-DNA hybrid ribonuclease activity. Gene Ontology annotation, biological process: DNA replication, removal of RNA primer. The transcript has a single exon.